UAAGAUUUAGACAAAAUUCCUUUCAUUGCUGGAACACGAGCGCUUCUCAGUCAGCUGAUUCAAAACAAAACGUGUGUCUACGCAGAGUUGAAAUGAUGAAGGAAAAGGAAGAGAGCAGUGCAAGUGAUGAUGGAAAAGAUGAUGAAAGUGCGAGUGCCAUUCGACCUGAUACCUCCAUGAUCUCCCUAAAAGAGAAUCUGGAAAGCUUGGCACAACUACAGAAGGUCCAUGAAGAGAGACUCUUCCUAUGUCAGACAGAAAUCAGUCAGUUGAAGAAAUUCCGCACAGAUUAUUUACACCUUCAAAAGAGGCUAAAAACCCUACCCGACAAGACUACCUAUGAUGUGAUGGUGCCCUUUGGUUCUCUAGCGUUCAUGCCAGGGCGACUUGUGCACACAAAUGAGAUCUUGGUGCUGCUAGGUGACAACUGGUUUGCCGAGAGAAGUGCUAAGCAAGCCAUUGAAAUUGUAAAGAGAAGGUUAAAAGAUUGUGAUGAAAAAAUUAAAACAGCUGAAACUACAGAGAAGAUUCAUUUGAAUUGGUUGAAGGAGACAGCAGAGGUGCUUAAGGGGGAUAUGGGUGACCAGGUAGACAUUGUGUUGAAAAGUGACGGUAAGUUAAGAAUACCAGAAGAGUCGAUUACCUAUGAAUGUGGACUCCAGCACACAAAGAAAGGAAAUAUGUUCUAG
This is a messenger RNA of Penaeus vannamei (Pacific white shrimp), 689 nucleotides long. NCBI's taxonomy places the organism in Eukaryota, Metazoa, Arthropoda, Malacostraca, Decapoda, Penaeidae. The record is from RefSeq and is a predicted model, not a curated record.